AUGCUAGCCGCCUCCAAUCACGCUAAAAAGGCCUAGGCCCUCAGCCACGCUACCUUGUUACCGCGAAAGCGAACAAGGCACCCAAAUGAGGAAACCGUGAGUUCAGCUGUGUUGUUCUGGACCUCGACGACCGGGUCGCUGCCCUGCGAAAAGGAAGUGCCAAGUGAGCUCGCUUCAGUUCACCGCACCAGGAGACAGGAGCAAACAUCGUACGCAGGGACAUUCCCCGAUACGAGACCUCACGGAAGGGAUCUCGGUCAUGGCGGCAACAGAGCGGCGAGCCCUGAGCUCUCCGCUCCUCGCCGAUCGCGACCUGGUCUGCAACAGGAACAACCUGCUGCGUUGCUUCGACCCCACCGGCACGGCAUCCAAGGAUGUCGCAAGCAGGUCAGCGGCCACGGCCUUCUGCUCCAGCUACCUCAGCAUCCCCGUGGUGAUGGUCACGGCGGCACGACCACCUUGGGCAAUCUACGGCUUCGGUGGCCCAGACAGACGCCACCGUCACCAUAGUCGAGACAUCCACUGCUACCGUCGUCGACACUUCGACAAUAUUGACGACCACUACAGUGGCGCCGGCUGGCGGGCCGACGAAGCGCGCUGCUGCUGCUGCUGCUGCUGCUCCGCCUCCCAACUGCCCGGCACGGCCUACCCCGGCGGCUUCCCUGAGCCUCGCGUGCUCGUGUCUCAGAAUCACCCCGUCCACCACGGUGGUGGCCGCUACGUCACAGUCGACCAACACUCAGACCGUGACCGAACACACGAUAGCUUCGACGACUACCACGACCCCGGUAACCUCGGCACGACCACCACCACGACCAGUGUCAGCACUACCACCGGAGUGUCGUGCGCUGGCUUCGAGGCGACGGGCACGUUCAUUCUCGCAAGCUCGCCCACCGCCGGCGAGGGUGUGAUAUACGCCGUCUCAGACUGCGUGCUAUUACCCACCCGCCACGGCAUGGUACACUGA
Molecule: messenger RNA, 967 nt
Organism: Gaeumannomyces tritici R3-111a-1
Lineage: Eukaryota; Fungi; Ascomycota; Sordariomycetes; Magnaporthales; Magnaporthaceae
Exons: 5
Coding region: 260-967 (235 amino acids)
Source: RefSeq, a predicted model, not a curated record